GUUCUCGAUAGGAUCUUUGCUUAGAGAUGUUUAUGGAAUACUCACUAAUCUCCUCCCCAGACAUUACGGCGAUGGAUCCGAGAUCUAUCCCAAGCCCGAGGAUACCAGACUCGUGGCAUCCUGUACCGGACUGCUCUCUGCCGCCGCCGUCAGCUGCGCCCGUACCUACCGCGAGCUUGUCUCCGUUGGCCUCGAGGCCCUCAAGCUCGCAUUCCGUGUGGGCACUCAGGUCACCCAAGUGUGUGAUGAGAUUGAACAGUCGUCGCUGCCAAGCAGCUGGGCAGCCAUUUUCCCCGGAGUAGGCAAGGAAUCGGCCUAUUUAGUCUUGGAUGAAUACUACAAGAAAACUAAAAUUCCCCCCACCAGUCGACCUUAUGUGUCUGCGACUAGCACCAACUCAGUCACCAUCAGCGCUCCUCCAGGAGACUUGGAAAGUCUAAUUGAAGCCGACAUCUUCAAAUCCUGCCGGCCAAUUCGGCUUCCUAUUUUCGGGCCCUACCAUGCACCUCAUUUCUAUAGUAACGAGACGGUGACCUCCUUGGCUGCGUCCAUCGAGGGUGCGAGCACAGGUGAAUCGAAAGCCCGAAUUCCCAUCAUCAACAAUGGCAAAGAGUAUGCCUACGAGGCGUCCAAUUUCCGCCAACUGGUUGAGGAUGUCCUUGAGGACAUUCUUCUCAAACCCCUACAUUGGGACAGGCUGUGUACCAACUGUGUGGCCAGUGUCUCCUCGGCUGAACCCGAACAAUGCCGCGUCGUACCUGUGGGUGCGAAGAAUGCCUCAGCUAGCCUGGUCAAUGCUUUGAAUCACAAAGCCUCAUUCAAGACUGUGGUUGAUAACCGCAAGACAGAGGUCGCCGACCAGCCUAAGGAGCCCAAGCCAAUUGGAGGUCUCGGUAAACCCGAAAUUGCUAUCGUUGGCAUGUCGGGUAGAUUUCCAGAUGCCAUGAGUCCGAGCUUAUUCUGGGAUCUUUUGAAGAAAGGCCUUGACGUUCACCGCGAAGUGCCUCCCGAUCGAUUUGAUGCGCAAGCACACUACGACCCGAGCGGCAAACGCAGAAAUACAAGUCACACACCAUAUGGCUGUUUCAUCGAGCACCCUGGCUUGUUUGACGCCCGCUUCUUCAACAUGAGUCCUAAGGAAGCGUCUCAGACGGACCCCAUGCAUCGACUUGCUCUGCUGACUGCUUACGAGGCGCUUGAAAUGUCGGGAUAUGUUCCCAACAGGACGCCUUCAACUAUGGUUGAUAGAGUCGGUACAUUUUAUGGCCAAACUUCUGAUGAUUGGCGAGAGAUUCAAGAUGGACAAAACGUCCAAACAUAUUUCAUUCCUGGAGGUGUGAGAGCUUUUGCGCCCGGACGAAUCAACUAUCAUUUUGGCUUUUCAGGGCCCAGCUUCAGCGUCGACACAGCCUGCUCUUCCAGUCUCGCCGCAAUCAACAUUGCUUGCAACUCUCUGUGGCUUGGAGACUGCGACACAGCUCUUGCCGGUGGUCUAAAUGUCUUGACUAACCCAGAUAUCUUCUCCGGGCUGUCGCGUGGCCAGUUCUUGUCCAAGACGGGCAACUGCAAAACAUUCGAUGAUGCAGCGGACGGUUACUGUCGUGGAGAUGGUGCCGGCACGGUCAUCCUCAAACGUCUGGAAGAUGCUGAAGCAGAUAACGACCCAAUACUGGCUGUCAUCCUUGGAACAGGAACCAACCACUCUGCCGAUGCCGUCUCAAUCACUCACCCUCAUGCGGGUGCUCAGGAGUAUCUCUUCAAGAAGGUUCUUACAGAGUCUAACCUCGAUCCUCACGAUAUUUCUUAUGUGGAAAUGCACGGUACUGGUACUCAAGCAGGUGAUGCCAUCGAGAUGGAAUCGGUUCUGAAUUCAUUCGCUCCAUCGACUCGACAGCGUCCUCCAGACCGCCCACUCUAUCUAGGGUCUGUAAAAGCGAAUGUCGGACACGGCGAGGCUGCCUCGGGUAUCACUGCCCUCGUCAAAAUCCUCCUCAUGCUCGAGAACGAUCUUAUUCCACCUCACUGCGGUAUCAAAGGUAGUAUCAACCACAAUUUCCCUGAUCUUAGAGCUCGCAAUGUACACAUCUCGCUCGGUCGCGAGACUCCCUGGAAGCGACCGCAAGGUGGCAAACGUAGAAUGUUCUUGAACAACUUCAGUGCCGCAGGAGGGAAUACCUCCCUUCUCAUGGAAGAUGGAACUCUGCCUACCCUGGAGGGCAAAGAUCCUCGCUCAACUGCUGUCGUUGCGGUUACUGGUAAGACUAAGAAAGCCUUGGUGGACAAUACAAAGAACCUCAUCGGGUAUAUCUCCGACAAACCUGUCGAUCUCCCACGUUUGUCCUACACCACGACAGCCAGAAGAGUACACUACUCCUACAGAACGAUUGUUGCCGGCUCCGAUUUGGCUGUCAUUCAGUCUGGACUGCGAGAAUCUUUGGAAUCUGAGCCAGCUCCUGUUCCUUCGGGUGUCCAGAUGGUAUUUGCCUUCACUGGGCAAGGAUCUCACUACACUGCCAUGGGCAAACAGCUCUACGAAACGAACAACCAAUUCAAAGCUGAUAUUCGGCGCUUCGAUCUCCUUGCUCGGAAUCAAGGACUGCCAGCUAUCUUGCCCUUGGUCGAUGGCAGCACUGCAAUCGAAAAGCUCAGCCCAGUGGUGGUGCAAACUGGAGCGGUUUGUGUUCAAAUGGCGCUUGUUCGCUUGUGGCAAUCUUGGGGUAUCAAGCCUGCCGCAGUCAUUGGUCACAGCCUUGGAGAAUAUGCGGCAUUGCAGGCAGCUGGUGUCCUGUCGAUCAAUGAUGCUGUCUUCCUGACCGGCACAAGGGCUAAGCGUCUUGAACAGCACUGUACGAUGAAUACGCACGCAAUGUUGUCUGUGGCUGCCUCGGUCCAGGAACUUGAGGGGGUUGUUGACGGGAGGAAACUUGAGAUCGCCUGCAUCAAUGGUCCAAAGGCAACGGUGAUCAGUGGAGAGUCUUCCAACAUUGACAAGCUGAAAGAGCAGUUGUCCUCCAAAGGCAUGAAAUGCACCAAGUUGGCAGUGCCUUUCGCAUUCCACUCCGCCCAGGUAGAACCUGCCUUGGAUGACUUCGAAGCAGCUGCCGCAGGAGUUACCUACAAUGUCCCUAAGAUACCGUUCAUUGCUCCACUAUUGAGCACUGUGAUCACGGAGAAAGGAAUCAUCAACGCAGAGUACCUGAGACGUCACUGCCGUGAGCCGGUGAACUUCUUGGGUGGCAUUCAAGUUGCAAAGGACAAGGGCAUUAUCAAGGACAAGACCCAGUUCCUGGAAAUCGGCAGCCACCCAAUCUGCAGUGGUAUGGUCAAAUCGAUCCUGUGCUCGACUACUGUGGCACUUCCGUCAUUGAAACGGGACGAGGAUGUUUACAAGACUCUAACAGCGACUCUCUGUGAUCUUCAUUACGCUGGUCUCACCAUCAACUGGAAUAGCUACCAUGAAAGCUUUCCCCGCUGUCAGCAGGCCCUGAAGUUGCCAGCAUAUGCUUGGGACGCCACCAACUACUGGAUUGAGUACGAGAACAAUUGGACGCUCACCAAGCCUAAUCUGGCGCCGACCUUUGAGGGCGAGCAGGCCAGGAAGCUGAGCACAAGCACUGUGCAGCGUAUCGUGGAAGAGAAAUUCCAGGGUCAAAGUGGUACUUUGACCACCGAAACCGAUAUUUCCAAGCCAGAACUAGAGGAGACUAUCAAGGGCCACCUUGUGAAUGGUUCCGCCUUGACUUCCAGCGCAGUCUACGCAGACAUGGCGUUCACCAUUGGUGACUAUGUCCACCGCAAGCUACAACCCGAGAUUGAGAAGUUCGCGUUGAAUUGUGCCAACAUGGUCGUUGCAAAGCCCCUCAUCUUCAAGGGUGGCGAGCAGCUUCUCCGCGUCGACUGCAAGGCAGAUCUUACCCAGGGUAUCUGCUACCUCACCUUUUACAGCGUUGGCCCCAAGGGGCAGAAGCUUAUGGAGCACGCCCAUUGUGAGGUUCAGUAUGGCGACGCCGAGAGAUGGUCUACGGAUUUGGCUCGACAGAAGUACCUUGUGCAGAGCCAAGUCGACCGGCUUUUGCACAUGGGUCAAAAUGGUGUGCUCAGCCGACUUCAGCGAAAGAUGGCCUACAAGCUGUUCUCUGUCCUUGUUGACUACCAGAACGCCUAUAAAGGCAUGGCAGAAGUCAUUCUUGACAGUCCCUUGUGCGAAGGUACCGCUAAAGUCGAACUGCAGACCGGCAGUGCUGGCAACUUUUACAUUGCGCCGUAUCACAUCGACUGCCUUUGCCAUCUUGCAGGCUUCAUCAUGAAUGCAAACGACGAACUCGACUCUUCCCAGACAGUCUACGUCAAUCACGGGUGGGAUUCUCUACGCUUCUUCGAGAAGCCAUCGCCGUCGAAGCCUUAUCGUUCCUACGUCAGGAUGCAACCUACAGAUCCCAACUCCAAGGACUACUCCGGAGAUGUGUACGUCUUCGACGGCGAAGGCAACAUUGUCGGCCAGAUCGGCGGCUUGACCUUCCAAUUCUUGCCCAAAGUGAUCCUCGAUCGAGUCCUGCCAUCGCCCGGUGGUGCAAAGGCGGCUGCCCCUGCUCCAGCUAAGGCCGUUGCUGAGUCAAAGAAGGUCGCCCCUAAAUCCACUCCCAAGCCAAAGGCGGCUCCUGCCGGACCGAGUGUUAUGAGCCGGGCAUUGGAUAUCAUGGCCGAAGAAAUUGGUGUCUCUGUCGCAGACCUGACCGAUGACACCGAUCUCAGUGCACUUGGUGUCGACUCGUUGAUGAGUCUGACCAUCUCGGGCAAGUUCCGCGAAGGACUAGACAUUGAAAUCCCGUCGACCUUGCUGGCCGAUUCCGAAACAUUCAAACAGGUCAAGGACUUCUUGUCUCAAUUUGAGACCAAAGAUGCUGGGGGUGCACCACCAUCCCCAUCGACAGCCUCGGUCGAAUCGACUGAACUGUCUGGAAAUUCAACUCCUGCUCAGGCGGAUACAGAUUCCAUGACUUCCGCCUCCCAGAUUGACGAGGAGCCAAUUGGAAAGGACGAUGGCAAACUUGAAGCCAUGCGUGCUGCCGUCGCCGAGGAGACUGGCAUGGACCCGAGCGAAGUGACUUCCGACAUGGACCUUGAAGCCGUUGGCAUCGAUUCUUUGAUGUCCCUUCAGAUCCUGGGCUCUCUGCGCGAAGACAAGGGUAUCGACCUGCCACCUUCGUUCUUCAGUGACCACAGCACUUUUGGUGACAUCGAAAAGGCGCUGGGCGGAGGCGGAGAAGCCGCGAAGCCCAAAUUUCCCGCCAAGUCCGAGGAAAUGUCCACGGAACAGGUCGUUGCGGAGAUGGAAACCAACGAUGGUCAAAGACCGGCUCGGCCUUCGAAGGGGCAGCAACCUUCUCCGGCCGCUGGCACCAACAAGGCGUUCAAAGCAUCAUCAGUCCUACUGCAGGGAAAUCCCAAAACCGCCACAAAGACGGUGUUCAUGUUCCCUGACGGCUCGGGCUCUGCCAUCAGCUAUGCCACCAUCCCUCCAAUCUCGCCCAAGGAUGUGGCGUUGAUUGCUCUGAACUGCCCGUACAUGAAGGAACCGGAGGCCUUUGAGGAUGGUAUUCCAGGAGUCACAGCGCUGUACCUGGAAGAAAUCCGUCGUCGCCAACCAAAGGGUCCCUACAUCCUGGGUGGCUGGUCAGCGGGAGGCAUCUGCGCCUACGAAGCCUGCCUGCAGCUCUCUGCUGUCGGCGAGACCGUUGAGAAGCUCAUCUUCCUCGACGUCCCGUGUCCUUUGCCACCACAGGCCCUGCCACCACGGCUUCACCACUUUUUCGACUCGAUCGGUCUCCUGGGCCAGGAGGGCGAAGCACCGGGCUGGCUCAUCCCGCAUUUCACGGCGACUAUCAAAGCACUGAGCAGCUACCGUCCACGCCUCAUGGACCCGGCGAAGGAGAAGAUUCCGACCGUGUACACCGUCUACGCACAGGACGGUGUGUGCAAGAACGACAACGACCCGCGGCCCGAGCUCACUCCGGAUGAUCCGCCGCACAUGAACUGGCUGUUGUUCAACCGCAAGGACUUUGGCCCCAUUGGCUGGGAGCAGCUGUUCGGCGGCUCCGACAACAUUGUCGGCCUGGACCCGGUCCCCAACGUCAACCACUUCACAAUGAUGCGCGAGCCCAUGGUCAAAGAGCUGCCCAGCCGGAUUCAGAAAGCCCUGGGCGUGACUGGCGAGUAAUCUCUCUCGCCGAGGCCAAUGCAAGGGUGAAGGGUCCUAUUCCUUUUCGUGCAUGAGACUUGCCGGAUGGAACGCAACGAAUUGGACACGGUCGGAGAUGAAAGCCGCCGAAGAAGGAAAUGGGAUCCCUUGUGCCUGAUUCCUCUUUAGACCACGCAUAGAAAAAAAAAGACGAAGGUCUCCAAAUGCCUAGACAAAAAAGAAGAAAGAAACCAGAGAAGGAAAAAAAAGGGAGAAAAGAGAAAAGAGGAAAAAAGAGAUCAAAAUCCCCUCGUGCUUGCGAGGACUUGCUUGGGUUGCCAAAGCAUGCGAGCCCGAGCCCGAGCCCGAACAUGUGGAUGACCAAGUCAGCGAGCAAGCAUGCAAGCCAGCAAUUUCCAGGGGUAGGGUUGGUAAGAUUUUGUGCUGGGAAAGGGUAUGGCAGGCAGGGCGCGACAGGAUACGAGGUGCAUUUACUUGACACGUCGGAGUUGGAAGGGAGUUUCUUUUGGGAGGACAAAACAACCCUGUGGUGGUUCUUCGCAGCCUCCUCACCGUCUUUUAUUCCUCCCUUUAACUUCCUUUUUGUGCACUUCCCUCCUUCUCUCACUUCGCUUCCAGAUCCUCGGGCAGUUUGGCUUGG
Cladophialophora immunda is the source of this 6839-nucleotide messenger RNA. RefSeq lists its product as uncharacterized. The transcript has 4 exons. NCBI's taxonomy places the organism in Eukaryota, Fungi, Ascomycota, Eurotiomycetes, Chaetothyriales, Herpotrichiellaceae. The coding region runs from base 920 to 6217 and encodes 1765 amino acids. Gene Ontology annotation, biological process: fatty acid biosynthetic process. Gene Ontology annotation, molecular function: phosphopantetheine binding; 3-oxoacyl-[acyl-carrier-protein] synthase activity; fatty acid synthase activity. The record is from RefSeq and is a predicted model, not a curated record.